GGCACUGCAAGCAGCCAAUCCACUGACAGCGCUGUCGGCUCCGAAGGCUUCCGCAAACUAAGCCAAGCUGCGUUUCGAGCUGACCACUCUCAGUCGGUCUUGAGGAGACGCCGUGACUACCGAGCUGGUCUUCCUCUGAGUCGGCAGCCGGGAUUGGGGGCGAGCAAACAUGAAUGUUGGAGUUGCCCACAGCGAGGUGAAUCCAAAUACCCGGGUAAUGAACAGCCGGGGUAUGUGGCUGACAUAUGCACUGGGAGUUGGCUUGCUUCAUAUUGUCUUACUCAGUAUUCCCUUCUUCAGUGUUCCUGUUGCUUGGACCUUAACAAAUGUUAUACAUAAUCUGGGGAUGUAUGUGUUUUUGCAUGCUGUAAAAGGAACACCUUUUGAGACUCCUGAUCAGGGAAAAGCAAGGCUCCUAACUCAUUGGGAACAACUGGACUAUGGAGUGCAGUUUACAUCCUCACGGAAGUUUUUCACAAUUUCUCCAAUAAUUUUAUAUUUUCUGGCAAGUUUCUAUACGAAGUAUGAUCCAACUCACUUCAUCCUAAACACAGCUUCUCUCCUGAGUGUGCUAAUCCCCAAAAUGCCACAGCUACAUGGUGUUCGGAUCUUUGGAAUUAACAAGUAUUGAAAGGUUUUGAAACUGAAGAAAAACUUUUACAGCUACUGAGUUGCCUGUAAUGAAGGAGUGGUUAGUAAACUGCACUGUUUCUAUGAUGGUUUGAAAUGAGAGGUAUUUACAGUGGAGAGCCUAUUGUUGUUUCUUCAUAAGCUGUUUUGAAGUGCAGAUUUUUACUAGAGGAUGCCUGUGUUUAAUGCAUCUGGUAUAAUUCUGAUGAGAGUCUUUAUAGGCAGACUGUGAAGGCUCAGCUUAUAAGUUAAAUGGCUAUAAAAUGAGGGUGAAGUAGAUAAAUCCAAGAAAAUAGGAGAUUUAUAAGAAAUUAAGACCAGCUUAGCUUAUAAUGAAUGGGCAUUAUGUUCAGAGAAGAAACUUUCCAAUCACUCAGUCAUGUUAGUUUAAGCUGACUUAUAUGUAAAUUGAAAUCAUCUCUUUACAAGUUUAUUGUAGAUCACUUUUAUUACAUACGUAUUCCUCUUGUGUUAUAUAAGAGGAUAUAGGUACCCUCUUGUUUUAUACAAACCAAUUUCUACCUUAUGAGUGUACUUUGUUUUGUUGAUUCAACAUUGUGUGUUGAUGGAUAAGAUCAUUUUUACAUUUAUAAAGUUACUGAGUUUAUGAAGGUCCACUUUCAUGACUGCUUGGUGAUAGAAGAUAACUAGGCAUCUUACAAACAGCCUCUGAGUCAGCCUUCUAAUUUUGAAACAAAGUGGGUUUUACUGCCUUUUCAGACACAAGGCUGCUAACCAUUUCAGAAAAUAAUUUAUUUCACACAGUUAAAGUAUAUGGUAAUUUAAAAGUCUCUGCUUUUUUGAUUGAGCAAUCUAAUUAUUAAAGUCUACCAUUCUUUAGAAAAGUAAAUAUAAAAUGGACAACUAUAUAGGCAACCUGUGGUCUGGCAGCAACUGCUUCUCUAGCAAUAGUACCAAAGUAAAUAAUGGAGGCAUUUUUUAGCAGACCUGCAGUAAAAGAUAACAGCAUCUUUUCUUAGCCUUCCUGCUCUCAAUCUUCAUACUUCAUCCAAUAGCAUUUUGACUUUCAAUACAUGAGUCUUUGUGUAGAUAAUCCAACUAUUUCCAAAGCAGCAACCAUACUGAAUUCUUGUGACUUAGAGAAACUUCCUGUAGUUGCUGCAGUUAAUUACAAGAAAUAAAUAUAUAUACAAUUUCGAGAAGUAAAUACAUCCAAAAACCAAAAUUCUGAUCUUUGGGGUAAAACUGAAAAAACCCAGUAACAUUUGUAAACCAAAUUGAGUGAAAAGAGUUAUAGACCAGUUUAUUAAAACAAUAAACUGACUUUUGUGGGUAAUGAUCAUUGUUUUGUAUUUCAAGAGUAUUGACUUUAGAAAUCAGUUGUAUGAUAAUUUCUGUGUAUUUUUGUCUUUUCCCAUGUAUUUUUAAAUAACCAGUAAUCUAUACUUCAAUAAAAUUUCUUUUGGUGUAGGAUUAUUGCAAAGUCUUUCCAAAUUUGGUCAUCAAUGUUGCACUUUUAGUUUUCAAGAGUUUUUUUUUAAGCAACAGAAUUUGUGAAAAAUUAAGGUAGUUAAAAA
Molecule: messenger RNA, 2168 nt
Organism: Phyllostomus discolor (pale spear-nosed bat)
Lineage: Eukaryota; Metazoa; Chordata; Mammalia; Chiroptera; Phyllostomidae
Gene: ORMDL1
Product: ORMDL sphingolipid biosynthesis regulator 1
Exons: 4
Coding region: 170-631 (153 amino acids)
Biological process (GO): ceramide metabolic process; negative regulation of ceramide biosynthetic process; intracellular sphingolipid homeostasis
Cellular component (GO): endoplasmic reticulum membrane
Source: RefSeq, a predicted model, not a curated record